GGAAGUGGAAGUGAAUGUUUUACCCCCCCCCCCCCCCCCGUUAGCGACGCCAUAUUGGGUUUUGUGGAUAGUAAGGGGGGGGGGAGGGGGAACGGAAGGAAGAACCCGGCUUGGGCGUCCAAACUGAGGUGACAGGAGGGUGGUGCUGCAGUUCAUAUCUCAAUGCUUAGAUGUUAUAACUCAGCUCCUGCCUUAUCAAGGUGAAGAUGUCUAACAAGGCUCAUUCCUGCAUUUCUCAACCAUGUCAGAAGGGGACAGUAUUGGUGAGUCUGUGCAUGGAAAGCCUUCUGUGGUCUAUAGAUUUUUCUCAAGACUUGGACAGAUCUACCAAUCCUGGUUAGACAAAUCUACUCCAUAUACUGCAGUGCGAUGGAUUGUAACUUUGGGUCUGAGUUUUAUCUACAUGAUUAGAGUUUAUUUACUGCAGGGUUGGUACAUUGUGACAUAUGCCUUGGGAAUCUACCAUCUAAAUCUCUUCAUAGCUUUCUUGUCGCCAAAGGUAGACCCCUCUUUAAUGGAAGAUUCAGAUGAUGGUCCUUCCUUACCCACAAGGCAAAAUGAAGAAUUUCGGCCUUUCAUUAGAAGGCUCCCAGAGUUUAAAUUCUGGCACUCUGCCACUAAAGGAAUCCUGGUUGCUAUGGCGUGUACAUUCUUCGAGGCUUUCAACGUUCCUGUGUUUUGGCCAAUCCUUGUGAUGUACUUCAUUAUGCUAUUUUGUAUCACUAUGAAGAGGCAAAUCAAGCACAUGAUAAAGUACAGAUAUAUACCCUUCACACAUGGCAAGAGGAAAUACAAAGGGAAAGAAGAUGUGGGAAAGACCUUUGCUAGCUAGAAGGUGCAAUCAACCUGUUGACCAAUUCUACUUCUAACUAAAGGAACGAUUUUGAGCCAUUGUAACAAUGCCUUUUUUUCUUCAUAAAAAAUGAUUCAGAGUGGUGACAAAGCAGUUGAAUUUUCAUUUUAAGAGGAUCUUGCUAUUUUUAUCUGAAAUAUCAGUUUCUUGAAGAAACUGGCAUUCUAACCAAAUUGCAUUGAGUUUAUUAUCUUUUGUAAGAAGUUGGAGAAACUUUGGAUAAUCCCAUGGAUUUGGGAUAAUGUAUUUCUUUCAAGAUCCAUUGCACUGGAGAGAUUAAUGGCUUAGAGUUGGGUAUUUUUACAUAGUUCUCCUGCUCUACGUCACCCUGAAGUGCUGUGCACAUAUGUGAAGGAAAAAUGUAAGAUGGCACACAUGAUGCUGUUUUCUGCUUCAUGGCCAUGUGCUUUUUUCAUAGAAAAAUUCAGUAGACCUAAACAGAUGCAGAACUUAAGCCAGUUUCCUAAAUGCAUGGUAUUACUGAGUUAUAGCCAAACAAAUGUAGAUAGGAAUAAGAAAUCCACUAAAUUAUGGGUUUUGCAGUAGGGAAAAAAUACUCAUAUAGCUUCUAAAGUAACUCGUUUGUGUUGGGUUUUAAUGCCAGUUUCACCAUUACAUCUCCUAGCAGAUGGUAAAAUUGGGCUCUAUCAUGACAACUCAAAACUUCGUUCAAACUCUAUCACAAUUUCCUUUGAGGACCUGGAAUUAUAAAAUAUAUAUUUUAAUUGUUAUUAGUUGGAGUUUCUUUCGUAAUUAAGGGUUUCUUGAUUAAUUUAAGAUGACUUCAUGCAGCCCCUUCAGAAUGUAUCCAAACUGGCCAUAGCAGACAAACAGUGUGGGUUUUAACACAGCUUUUCAUUUUCUAUGGGGAAAAAAAAAAAUCGGAGGUAAAUGACCUGCAUGUAAACUUUUUCAUGUGAUACAACUGCAGUUUUAUUAAGUGACUUUUUAAUUCCAAAAUUUAUUAAAAGACAGUGUCCCCCUUUA
Messenger RNA from Aquila chrysaetos chrysaetos, 1840 nucleotides. RefSeq names its product retention in endoplasmic reticulum sorting receptor 1 (gene RER1). NCBI's taxonomy places the organism in Eukaryota, Metazoa, Chordata, Aves, Accipitriformes, Accipitridae. The record is from RefSeq and is a predicted model, not a curated record. The coding region runs from base 242 to 832 and encodes 196 amino acids. Gene Ontology annotation, cellular component: Golgi membrane. The transcript has 8 exons. Gene Ontology annotation, biological process: retrograde vesicle-mediated transport, Golgi to endoplasmic reticulum; protein retention in ER lumen.